Sardina pilchardus (European sardine) is the source of this 4116-nucleotide messenger RNA. It is a transcript of the gene pacs1a, whose product is annotated as phosphofurin acidic cluster sorting protein 1a. Gene Ontology annotation, molecular function: transmembrane transporter binding. The transcript has 24 exons. Gene Ontology annotation, biological process: protein localization to plasma membrane. Bases 272 to 2956 code for a protein of 894 amino acids. Lineage: Eukaryota; Metazoa; Chordata; Actinopteri; Clupeiformes; Clupeidae. The record is from RefSeq and is a predicted model, not a curated record.
UUCAACUUGUCGGGUCGGUGGAAAUGCCCUGCUGCUGCGCUGUCUGCGGAAUGCAAGUAUUUAGAGGACUGAGGACAAGCGCGCACCAGCUAUGAAGCAGUGACGAACAGCGGCUGUUGGCAGCGGUGGGAAAAUGCUGGUGGUUACAUAUGGAGGAAUCAAUCGAGUAACCUAUGAGACAUGAUCUCUAUUGCCUUCACUCCGCAGGGCUGUUUGAAUGGUUAAGGGAGCAUCUAAAUAGCCACCUCGUCUCCACGGAAAAACCCUCGUAAUGACGGAGAAAGGAGGGCUCCCGCGGAGUGGAACGGCUCCAGGACCGCACCUGCAACCGCUCAAGCCUGUCACAAUGUCUUCUACUCGGCCGGUGCAGAUGAACCUUUAUGCCACCUGGGAAGUUGACCGGUCAUCACCCAACUGUGUACCCAGGAUCUUCAGCCUCACUUUGAAGAAGCUUGUGAUGUUGAAAGAGCUGGACCGUGAUCUCACAUCAGUCGUCAUUGCCGUCAAACUCCAGGGUUCAAAACGAAUUUUGCGCUCCAAUGAAAUCCUUUUGUCCUCAGCUGGUUUGACUGAGACUGAUCUGCAGUUGACUUUCUCCUUACAGUAUCCGCACUUCCUGAAGAGAGAUGCCAACAGACUCCAGAUAAUGCUGCAGCGCCGCAAGAGGUACAAGAACCGCACCAUCCUGGGCUAUAAGACCCUCGCCCUGGGCCUCAUCAACAUGGCCGAGGUGAUGCAGCAUCCCUCUGAGGGGGCUCGCGUUCUGGGCCUGCACACCACGGUGAAGGACACCGCUCUGCCCGUGGCGGAGAUCCGGGUGUACUCCCUGUCCAGUCAACCUAUCGAUCACGAGGGUCCCAAGACCAAGCUGUCAGACCGCUCCCCAGACAUCGACUACUCUGAGGAGGAGGAGGAGAGUGACUCAUCCGAGCAGGAAGGCAGCGAUGACCCGCUCCAGUACCCGUUUGAUGAUGAGGAUGAGGUGAGGAAGAAAAAGCCAAGACGCAAACUGACCACAGCUGCAUCUAUCACCCGAGCAAACCAGCCUAACAUCAAGCAAAAGUUUGUGUCCUUGCUGAAAAGGUUCAAGGUGUUUGAUGAGGUGGGCUUCGGCCUGGACCACGUGUCUCAGGAGCAGAUCCAGGAUGUGGAGGAGGACCUGGACGACCUCUACGACAGCCUGGAGAUGUACAACCCCAGCGACAGCGGCCCAGAGAUGGACGACACAGACAGCAUCAUCAGCACACCCAAGCCAAAGCUCAGACCGUUCUUUGAGGGGUUGUCCCAGUCCAGCUCUCAGACCGAAUUUGGCAGCCUGAACAGCAGAUGCAGCCACGGAAGAGACACCCUGAGCACAAUGGACUGUAGAUUGAAGCGGUCCAGCAGCGGACAUCUGGACGAUAACUCAGAGUCAGAUGCACUGGAGCUGACCGAGCUGGAGGUUCUGGCUGAUGUCACCCCCUGCAUAACCCUGUCAGUAGCUGAAAGGCCACGGACUCCUCUGAAGAAUCAAAGCUCGUCUUCUCCUAGACUGGACGGCGACCGCACGCCGAGGCAGCGGCGCGGGACGCCCAUGCGGGAGCGGCAGCUGUCCAAGCCCCUGAGCGAGCGCACCAACAGCUCCGACAGCGAGAGGUCGCCGGACCUCAACCUCACGCCACAGAUGCCGAGGAAGAUUGUGUACGACCAGCUGAAUCAGAUCCUGCUGUCAGACAGCGCCCUGCCAGAGAGCCUGAUCCUGGUCAACGGCACUGACUGGCAGGGACAGUAUGUGUCUGAGGCCCUGCAGGCCCAGAGUCUGGCAGUGGUGAGCACCUGCUCCACGUCAGAGAUCCAGGCUGCCCUCUCCGCACUGCUCAGCCGUAUUCAGAAGUUCUGUAACUGUAACUCCACCACGCCCAAGCCAGUGAAGGUGGUGGCGGUCGGCGGGCAGAGCUAUCUGGGGGCCAUCCUCCGCUUCUUUGUCUCUGAGCUGGCCAGCAAAACGUCCGACUGGCUGGGCCACAUCAGGAUCCUGGUCGUUCCUCUGGGCUCUCACCCUGUGGCCAAGCACCUGGCCUCGCUGGAUAACCGCUACAGCUCCUCCUUCCAGGACUCCGGCUGGCGGGAGCUGUUCGGCCGCGCAGAGCCCCCUCACACAGAUGUGGAGAGUUUGGACGUGGUGGGGAGGAUCAGCCAGUACAUCAGUGGCGCCUGCGUCACUCACCAGCUCCCCAUCGCCGAGGCCAUGCUCACCUGCAAGCCCAACACACAUGAAGAGGAUUCCUGCCAGAAGUUUGUGCCAUUUGUUGGUAUGGUGAAGGUUGGGCUUGUUGAACCGAGUCCAGUGUUUACAGGUGGAGACUAUGAGGAGAGCCUGUCUGUGUGCCUGUCCGUGCCCUCCACGUCACCCCCAGCACACGGGGCAGCCAGCGGGCCCCUGAAGGAUGCUAUAACCCCGCCCCCUUCUCCCUCUCUCAGCGGACCAGCUGUUACAGGGAGCCCGAUCAUGGCGCACGGGGUGGACGCCAUUGGCCUGCAGGUGGACUACUGGGCCGCCUCGGCGCCAGACAAGCGCAAGGAGGGCGAGCGGCGCGAGGCGGGCACCAAGAACACCCUGAAGAGCGCCUUCCGCUCGCUGCAGGUCAGUCGGCUGCCCAGCUCGUCCUCGGCCGACCUGCAGCACCUGGCCAACACCAUGGCCAUGACGGUGGUCACCAAGGAGAAGAACAAGAAAGUCCCCACCAUAUUCCUUGGGAAGAAGCCAAAGGAGAGAGACAUCGAGUCCAAGAGCCAAGUGAUCGAAGGCAUCACCAGACUGAUAUGCUCUUCCAAACAGCAGCAGACCAGCCUGCGAGUGUCUGUAGAUGGCUUGGAGUGGAACGACGUGAAGUUCUUCCAGCUGGCCGCCCAGUGGCCCACACAUGUGAAGUACCUCCCCGUGGGCCUGUUCGGCUACAGCAAACCGACCUCUUAGCGCCCACUCGCACUCCCGAGUCGAUCUCAUCAGGAGCUUCCUGGACACAGUGUUCUGGUGUUUUCCGUGACCAUUUGGCUUCCAGGGUGGAUGGAUGGGGUUCGACCCCCCCACCCUGAGUUCUGUCAGCAUCAAUGAAAGGACGAGGUGCUGAAACUCAGUCUGUAAUCUGUGGUUAACAACACCUCAAGUUAACUGAUGCUGAAGGCUAACUGAUGCUGCAUUGAGACAAAGCCACACACUUCCAUUUUGAGCUGUGUUCCUUGUAUGAGGCUGGAUGUUGUGUGUGCACUCUUACCAGUGGAUUUUGCUGUUGAUGUUGCAUUUGUGCAAUAACACUUGAACUUUGUGUCAAUUUUCUGGUGUUCAGUAAACAAACAAUAGUGGAAUAUGUAAUUACCUUUGACUUGAUCCCUUGUAUUGCAAUAAUGUGAUCUAUAGUGUAGUAGUUAAAUAUCUCAUAAAAGAUUGUUGUUGUUUUUUUUGGCUUAAACCCCAGCUUUUUUCUAUAACACAGAGGCCUUGGCAAAAGAAUAUGGGCAGUUAUCAGAGGACAUGUUUCCGAGAGAAUUUGAAGUCGGCCUUAAUUUCUAACAUAUUGAACGUUGUCAUGGUUCCCCCAAACUAAUUUCUGUGAGUGACAGCUUCUUUGGUGGUUGUUUAUUUUAGUACUCCGUGUCUAUAACAUUAAACAUUGUAGGAUAUACCAUGCUGCUAAUAUGGACCAAUGUGGCUUUCCAGUGUGAAGUGUUUUGUAUGAAUUGCCUUAUUGUGAAAUCGAUGUGUACAUAUAUUUAAUGGAUCUUUUUGAACAUGUUUCUGCAAAUUCUAUGACUUGUCACAGAUUUUUGUGUAACAGAUUCUUUUCAUAUGCUGCAUUUUUAAAAGGAUCCAACCAGCAAGCACUUUGCUGUUACAUUCCAGCUUUGCGUUAAGAUUUUGCCAACAUUCUGGUCAAGCACAUUGUCAAGACUCAACCAUAAAAAGUAGAAACAGAGAUUUUCCACUGCUUAGAUGUUCAAAUAACUCUAAUCAUAUGACGCUAGAUAUUUCUGCAUGUUGAAUGAUUCUGAAACAUGUAGUGAUUUUAAUGUAACUGCCGAUAUCAGUAUGUUGGUGUACUGAAAAGCAUAGCUAAUAAAUAUUUUGUUUUUCAUUUU